CUCUCUCAGUUCUCUCCUCCUCCCACCUUGAGUUCACAUCGCACCGACUGACCAAACACUCAGUGGAUUAGGAUGAUGAGGGCAGAACUGUCUUCAAACACAGAGAGUGCCUGACAAUAAACCUGUAAUUUGCACUUUAUUUAGGUUUUCUCAUAAGAAAUCGAGUUUGAGGAUGCAUAAGUAAACGCGCUUUUUUACUUACACUUCACUUUUUGUGUUGACAUCACGCGCGCACGGAAUCAAAUCUACACCCGCGGUGAGAUUUAUUUACCCAUCUUCUCCAGUCGGGAAAACGUCAGGGAGGAGAGGACAUGCUGAACAAUUUAAAGUAAAGAAGACUCAAUACUCAUUAGCAUAGUUUGGGAGAAAUUCACAGGCGCAUCGGCAAGGGAAAGAUUUCCUUUUUGCGAUUCCCGUUUCCUCUGCACAUACGGAGAAAGAGGGGGCUUCAAAAAUCCUGCUGUCUUCAAUUAAGAGGUUCAGUUGACUAAAGUUCUCAUUCUUUAAAGUUGGUUGAGAUGGUUUGAGCUGUGAACUCGACGCGGAAACAAGAGUUUUGCCUCAGCAAUCACGAAACACGAAUCAACUGAUAAGAGACAACGGCGCGGAUUUACAGAGGAAUUAUGACACCUUUCGACGGCCUAAACUGGGAUUCGUAGUCCUUUCUAUCCACUUUGAAAAUGGAAUUGUUUCAGAUGGGGCCGCUGAGGCUCACUCUUCUCGUUCUUCUGAGUGGCGUGUCAUUUGGAGUAGUUGAACUGGAGCCUGUGCCUGAAAACCAGCCUCAGUCUCCCAGUGCCCAUGCAUCUCAAAAGAACAUCACCCUGGCAGUUAUCCUGCCUCUCCACAACACGGAGUACCCUUGGGCUUGGCCCCGUGUGGGCCCUGCUCUGUACUGGGCCCUGGAAAAGGUGAACUCUGAUCCCAACCUGCUGGCAGGUUACCAUCUACAACUGGUUUUCAAUAGCAGCGAAAACAAGGAAGGACUGUGUUCGGAUUCAGUGGCUCCGCUUGUGGCUGUAGACCUGAAGUUCUCAUACAACCCCUGGGCAUUCAUCGGACCAGGUUGUGACUACUCGUCCUCACCUGUGGCACGUUUCACCACACACUGGGAGGUUCCAAUGAUUACCAGUGGCGCAAGAGCACUGGGUUUCAAUUUAUACUCUUCCAUUACCAACAUCGGCCCGACACACAAGAAGCUGGGCGAGUUUGUGCUCAGGAUGCACCGGCAUUUUGGCUGGGACAAACACGCCAUGCUCAUGUUUAACGAUAAUAAAAACGAUGACCGGCCGUGUUACUUUGCCGUGGAGGGGCCGUACACACAGAUGCGUGAAGACAACAUCACAGCGGAUGACUUGGUGUUUAAUGAGGAUGAAGAACCCCUACGUUAUGAUGAGCUUCUCCGGGAUAUCAGCCACAAAGCUCGUGUGGUGUAUGUCUGCUGCAAGUGGGAGACGUUUCGCAAGUUGAUGGUGGAGUUCUGGAGGCAGGGUUUUCCUCAGGAGGAGUACGCUUUCUUCUUCAUCGACCUGUUUGGACGCAGUUUGCAGAGCCAUCCUGCCAGACCAUGGGCAAGAGGAGAUGCUGAUGACAAUGCAGCCAAAGAGGCCUUUAAAAGUGUGAAGAUCCUGACCUACAGAGAGCCUCAGAACCCAGAGUACAAGGACUUUGUCUCCAAGCUAAAGACAGAAGCCAUGGAUAUGUUUAACUUCAACGUGGAAGAUUCUCUGAUGAAUCUGAUUUCUGGGUCCUUCCACGAUGGAGUCAUGCUUUAUUCUCAUGCCCUGAAUGAUACUAUGGAUCGUUCGGGUUCGAGACCUCCGGGAGACGUGGUCAACAAGAGGAUGUGGAAUCGCACAUAUCAUGGUGUUACCGGACUUGUGCAACUGGAUGAGAAUGGUGAUCGGGAGAUUGACUUUGCUCUAUGGGACAUGACCGAUACAAAGACAGGAGAUUAUCAGAUUGUGUCUGUGUAUAACGGCAGUCAGAAGCAGAUGAUUUUGGAGCCAGGAAUGAAGGUGCACUGGCUGAAGGGAAGGCCGCCUCCAGAUAUUCCUGAGUGUGGCUUCAAAAAUGACAACCCUGCCUGUCUGGCAAAGACAGUCACCAUGCACCAGAUGAUCUCCAUAGUGGUGUGCUUCAUCUUUAUCAUCAUCGUUACAGUCACAGUCUUCAUAUACAGGAAGCUGAAGUUGGAGAAUGAGUUGACCGCUCAGCUGUGGCGUGUGCACUGGGAGGACAUCCAGAUGAGCAACACGGAGAAGGUCCUGCGCAGAGCCUGCAGCAAACUCACCAUAUCCCUGAGAGGCUCUAACUAUGGGUCACUGCUCACUAUGGAUGGAAACUUCCAGAUCUACGCUAAGACUGGCUACUACAAGGGAAACAUAACAGCCAUUAAGUAUGUCAACAAGAAACGCAUCGAGCUCACCAGGAAAGUGCUGUUUGAACUCAAACAUAUGCGUGAUGUCCAGAAUGAGCACCUUACCCGCUUUAUCGGUGCUUGUAUCGACCCACCAAACAUCUGCAUCCUCACUGAGUACUGCCCUCGAGGAAGCUUACAGGAUCUGAUGGAGAGUGAAGGAAUCACGCUGGACUGGAUGUUUCGCUAUUCUCUCAUCAAUGACAUUGUUAAGGGAAUGGCGUUCCUCCACAACAGCGUCAUCGUCUCCCAUGGCAACUUGAAGUCUUCCAACUGCGUGGUGGACAGUCGCUUCGUGCUGAAGAUAACCGAUUAUGGGCUGGAAAGUUUCCACAAGGACAGCAAUUUGGAUGACGUGCAUGCUUUCUAUGCACGUCAGCUGUGGACGGCCCCUGAGCUUCUGCGUGCUGAUAAUCCACCAGCGUGUGGAACACAGAAGGGUGACGUCUACAGCUUUGGCAUCAUCCUGCAGGAGCUGGCUCUGCUGAAGGGCGUCUUCUACCUGGAGGGCCCCUGUCUCAGCCCUAAAGAGAUCAUCGAACGUGUGGUGGAGGGCCGCUGGCCAUACCUGCGUCCCCUACUGUGUCCUCAGAGUCACAGUGAGGAGAUGGGACAGUUGAUGCUGCGCUGCUGGUCAGAGGACGUCAACGAGAGGCCAGACUUCAGCCAGAUUAAAGUACUGCUCCGCAAGAACAACUGUGGAUACGGCUCUAAUAUUCUGGAUAACCUCCUGUCCCGUAUGGAGCAAUAUGCCAAUAACCUGGAGGAGCUGGUGGAGGAGAGGACACAGGCGUACCAUGAGGAGAAACGAAAAGCUGAAGCUCUGCUCUAUCAGAUUCUCCCACACUCAGUGGCCGAGCAGCUGAAGCGAGGAGAGAUGGUUCAGGCUGAAGCCUUUGACUCUGUCACCAUCUACUUCAGUGACAUUGUGGGCUUCACAGCGUUAUCCGCUGAAAGCACGCCUAUGGAGGUGGUGACGCUGCUGAAUGAUCUCUACACUUGCUUUGAUGCAAUCAUUGACAAUUUCGACGUAUACAAGGUGGAGACCAUCGGCGAUGCGUAUAUGGUGGUGUCAGGUCUGCCCGUGAGGAACGGCAAACUGCACGCCCGUGAGAUCGCCCGCAUGUCUCUGGCUCUGCUGGAGGCCGUACACUCAUUCAGAAUCCGCCACCGACCAAACCUGCAGCUCCGUCUGCGCAUCGGCAUCCACAGCGGUCCUGUGUGUGCAGGGGUGGUGGGUUUGAAGAUGCCUCGUUAUUGUUUGUUUGGUGACACAGUCAAUACAGCUUCACGUAUGGAAUCCAAUGGAGAAGCUCUAAAGAUCCAUGUGUCAGAAGCCACACGGGCCGUCCUGCAGGAGUUCAACUGCUUCCAGCUGGAGCUCAGAGGAGAUGUGGAGAUGAAGGGAAAGGGCCGGAUGAGGACGUAUUGGCUGCUAGGAGAAAUCAGCUCUAACAAUGCCUAA
Messenger RNA from Danio rerio (zebrafish), 3884 nucleotides. Lineage: Eukaryota; Metazoa; Chordata; Actinopteri; Cypriniformes; Danionidae. The record is from RefSeq and is a predicted model, not a curated record.